Messenger RNA from Perkinsus marinus ATCC 50983, 1833 nucleotides. RefSeq lists its product as hypothetical. The transcript is spliced from 17 exons. The record is from RefSeq and is a predicted model, not a curated record. Lineage: Eukaryota; Perkinsozoa; Perkinsida; Perkinsidae. Gene Ontology annotation, molecular function: nucleic acid binding; cysteine-type deubiquitinase activity. Gene Ontology annotation, biological process: protein deubiquitination. Bases 1 to 1833 code for a protein of 610 amino acids.
AUGGCUAAUACCACCAACUCCAAGUUAAAUAAGGGUAGGGCUCUACUAGAGAAGAUGGGAUGGCAGCCAGGUAGCGGUCUAGGCCGGCAGGAACAAGGGAUGAAGGCUCCACUUCAUGUUAAACAAAAAGCGGGUACACAUGCAACGAUAGAGCCCUUAAGGGUCAACCGUACAGCAGCGGCCCAACAACAACAAUCUGGUCAUAAUACCUCACAAGGAGGGCAGAGUAGCAUGGGGACGUCUAUCGCUGAGGCAGCUGCUGCUGCAGUAAAGCUGGCCCAGCAGGGUGGGGUCGAGCAUCAUGCUGCAUCCAAGGCGAGUGCCGUGCCCACGAUGGAUAACCCCUUUGGUGAUCCCUUCCAACCUCGUGAUGUCCUCGAGGAGCGUCCAGCAGCAAUAGAUAUCACGACGAAGCCGGUCGGUAUCAAGAACCUUGGGAGUACUUGUUUUGUGACCUGUGUUCUGCAAUGUAUGCUGUCUAUUGCUGAGUUCACCUGUCUAGCAUCCCAGAUGAAGAGAGGUGUGAAGCAUUAUCAACAGAAGCAUCAUCGUAACCACCACCACCAUCAUCAUGAUGAUGAUGUGGAUAAGCAGCAGCAGCAGCAGAAUACGGCGCAUAAUACUGUGAAGGAAAAGAAGGAAAACGCUCCGUCCAAUCAUGGAUACUACGAGGUUGCCGCAGCUAUGGUGGACCUCUUUAGUAAGUGUCAAGUCAAUGUUGAGGACUUGUCCACUGAUAGCAAGCCAGCGGUUAAUCCAGUAAGGCUCUUGUCUGCAUUGAAGAGGAAAUACCCCAAGAACCCCCUCUUCAUGGACCUUGCAGAAGAACAGGACUGUCAUGAGUUCCUCUCAUUACUGUUGGAUGCUCUACAUGGAUGUACCCAUGAUAGUGUAACAACACCGGAUCCCCGGGCGGGCGGCACUAACACUGGCAAGGAUCGUGGUCGUUUGGAUGAUCAUAAUCAGUGCCCUCCACCGUCAUCGGUCCGAUGGCGAGAGUAUCGAUCUCGGAACCCAUCCCUCAUCACUGAUAUGUUCAGUGGUAUGUUCCGAUCUAGAUUCAUGUGCCAUUCUUGUGGACAUGUUACUAGAGUGUAUGAGCCCAUUAUGGACCUAUCAUUACCUGUACCCGUUGAGGUUGGACCGGAGAUGCGAACAAGUGCUGGAUGCUCUGCCGCCUUCAGGCCGUCUGCUAGUGCACCGGAUUCGCUAUCCUUACAAGGGAAAGGGAGUACUUCGAAUAAUGGAACGGUCAGUCUGAAAAGCCUUAUAGCUAAUUACUUCGUUGAUGAGGAGCUCACUGACUUCUCUUGCGAUAAAUGCCACUGUAAAUCGACUAAGGCCACCAAGUCCACUAAGGUUACGGCUAGUCCUGACAUACUGGUCAUCCACCUCAGGCGCUUUACUGCUCAGGGACGUAAGAUAAAUACAGCAGUUUCCUUCCCAAUGGAAUGUGCAAAACUGGUCGAUCGAGCUACAACUUCGUCAACAUCGGCAGCAGCACACCCUUGUUUAGAGGGUUCUUGUAGCUUCCAGCCCUACUUAGACGGUUCAUACAGGCUCCUCGGCCUAUGUGUACAUGUAGGGACACAUCUGGGCACGGGACACUAUAUAUCAUACGUGAGACGGAAGGCGUCCGGAGGGGGAGCUAGAUGGUGGAGAUGUGAUGAUGAGAAGAUCUCACUCAUCGAUCCAGACAAAGUUCUGGCCAAGCAGUCACAGGUGUAUUGCCUUUUCUUCCAGAAAUGCAGUGGACCCUCGAACCUACCAGUACCUCACAGCGGGUAUAGCCUGUCAAAUUACGUAUCACCGAGGCCGAUGUCCACAAGAUAG